AUGGUCGGACAGGUCAAGGAGAUGCUGCUCCCCUCAAAGGACCCUCCUCUAGUAUCUGCUCCACUUCAGGUCAUCCCCAAGCCGCCUGUUGCAAGCAAGUCUCCCAGCAAGGCGAAACCCACUUUGCCCAAAGUAAAGAAGGUGUUGCCCAGCUUUGGUGGUCACAAGCCAGUCAGCCAGCCUUCCACAAGUAAGCAAACCGCAGACGUCCAAGUGGUCAGCGGUUCUCAAACACAGUUUGGUCAAAAACGCACUGCUGAGUCAACGGCUCUUGUUGAGGACACCUCAGCAAACAUUGAAUUUUUUGGAGCAAAAAAAGCUAAACCAAAUGACCAUUUUGAUGAGAGUGCUAUUUACGACGAUUAUCUGGCUAACUAUGAUUUGGCUAUUAAUGAUGCAUUCAAAGGCGGCGACAAGGACAACACAUCAGAUGAGCCUACGUAUCACAUCAUGCAACCUGCUGCCACCGAUUACUCGGCCUUCCAGGAAAAUGGUGAAGAAGAAGCUCACGGUGAGCAAAAGGCUAUUGAGGUGCUCGUACAAUACCAGGCUGGUAUGGAUCCUUCUGUAAAUGAAAAUGCAAAUGAUGGCUACUCAGUUAAGAAUGCAGUCACAAACAACAACUCUGGAAAGCCUCAAGAGAACAAACAAAAACAAGCAGAAAAAAGACAACCGAAGCCGAAACAAAAAAAGAACUCGGAAGAGCUUCCAGUACCCAAAUCAUUUCCAAUGGAGAAUGGGCCGGAUCCAUCCAAACUCCAGGCCGCUGAUCUCACCUGGGUGUACAAGGUGCCCGAUAGUAAGUGUAAACUGUUCACCGAAGAGGACGUCGUCAAGUACCAUGGCUUUAAAAUUGAAGACAAACUAGACGCCGGCAGCUACGGUGUCAUCUACAACGCACGAGACAGAAAGAACGCCAAGGUGGUCUGCAAAGCAAUCGAUCUGGGCGUUGCCGACUGGGACUCGGUGAAGAUGAUGGACGUGAAGAAUGAGCUUUUCAUCAUGAGCAAGGUAAAGCACCUGUACAUCAUUAAGGUGCACGACCACUUCAUGACGGUGACGGACACUGGAAGGCGGUUACACAUCUUCAUGGCGCUGGCUGAUGGCGGCAAUCUGGCCAAAUACAUUGCAAAGCGCUUCAGUGAGAAGGGCAGCAACGGUUCGGUGAUGACGCAGCUGCCGGAGAAGGACGGCAAGAGCUACUUUGCGCAGAUUCUCUGUGGGCUGGCGCACCUACAUCUGCUGGGAAUUUCUCAUCGUGACAUUAAGCUGCAGAACGUGCUGCUCAGCAAGUGCGACCAGUCCAUCAGCGGCGACUACACACUGCUCAUCAGUGACUUUGGCCUCAGUCGAGUGGUGCACCACAAGGCGGGGGGAGCAGUGGAGAACAACACGACUUACUGCGGCACACCAAUUCACAUGGCUCCGGAAAUACUGCUCUACAAGGCCUACAACUCAUUCUCCACAGAUAUCUGGGCGCUGGGCAUCACCGUAUACAUCAUAAUGACCAAUGAGAUGCCCUUCGACUUCAAGACAAUGG
This is a messenger RNA of Rhagoletis zephyria (snowberry fruit fly), 1540 nucleotides long. NCBI's taxonomy places the organism in Eukaryota, Metazoa, Arthropoda, Insecta, Diptera, Tephritidae. The record is from RefSeq and is a predicted model, not a curated record.